Messenger RNA from Populus trichocarpa (black cottonwood), 2036 nucleotides. Its product is annotated as calcineurin B-like protein 4. The transcript has 9 exons. Gene Ontology annotation, biological process: calcium-mediated signaling. Bases 957 to 1643 code for a protein of 228 amino acids. NCBI's taxonomy places the organism in Eukaryota, Viridiplantae, Streptophyta, Magnoliopsida, Malpighiales, Salicaceae. The record is from RefSeq and is a predicted model, not a curated record. Gene Ontology annotation, molecular function: calcium ion binding; kinase binding.
AUAACCUGACUUUUAUAUUCAGCACUAAAAAGUUUUCUUUGAACUAUGUACUUAGAGAUGAAUCACAUUUUGACCAGAUCCAUUACUUCCUCGGUUUGGUUGCUGAGAAAACUAAGGAAAAUUACUCUGGAUCCCCUGGAAAUGAUUAGAUCGUUUUCAACCAGGUCAUGUGGCUGUUCGAGGCCUGUGGUCCCAGCUAAUGAAGACAUUAUUGUUUUUCUUAAAUAAGCAUGUGAUGUAUUGGUUUUUUUACUCUGAAUGUUUUCCUGCAUUGUUUAUGGAAAACAAUAGAAAAUUAGAGUAUUUCAUCCCUUAUCUAAGAUAUGUUCAACCCUAGUUAGUGCUUGAACUAUAAGUUUACUGAUCACAUAAAAGGAAAAGGUUGGAUUUGAAAUGUUAGAAUUCAUUUCUUACGGUAUCAAUCAUGAAUUUUUAGUUGGUGGUGUCUUUUUCCCUCCUCUUGUAGAAAGAUUUUUGAGCUGCGAAAAUCGGAGCUGUCGAGCCAAGUUGGGAGAUGAUUGGAAUGGAAUUUGGGUAGCGAAGUUAGGCUUAGUGAAACUCCUCUCCCUCAUAAAAUAUGAUAAAAGUCUAUUAGAGGGGUGGAGGGAAAGGGUGGUUUAAUAGUUUAUUUAUUUGUUGUGUUUAUUGUUGUUUAAUCUACAACUUGAUAGUUCCCUUCCAAAUCAUCUAUAAUUUUUUAAUAAGGAAAGGUCAUACACGCUUGUAGGCUUUGUUGGUAUCAGGUGCUAUAAUAUUUGCAAAAUUCAUUGUGGUGUUGGAUGGUUCUGAAUUUUCUUCCAUGCUUCAUAUUAAUUUAUGUUCUUGAGUAUCAGAGACAGCUUUCAAAGUGUCCAUGGACAUUAGAGACUGUGUUGGUGGUGUUUUCAAGUAGUACAAUUGGCAUGAGCCUGCUGAUUGCCAAGAAUUCUUAUUAGUGACUGGUGCUAGUUGUCUUCAUGGGUUGCUACCUUUCAAAGAGAACUAAAAAGACACCGGGGUACGAGGAGCCAACAGUUCUUGCUGCUGAAACACCCUGUGAGUAUGCAUUGUCAAAAGGCUCAUUGUUGCAAAUUCCUGGGUUUACUGUUAACGAAGUAGAGGCCUUGUAUGAACUCUUUAAGAAACUAAGCAGUUCAGUCAUUGAUGAUGGGCUUAUUCACAAGGAAGAACUUCAGCUUGCAUUAUUCAGGAACAAAAACAAGAGGAACCUUUUUGCAGACAGGAUUUUUGAUUUAUUUGAUGUCAAGCGCAAUGGAGUAAUUGAGUUUGGAGAAUUUGUUCGAUCUUUGGGUGUCUUUCAUCCAAAUGCACCAGUUGAAGACAAGAUCCAUUUUGCUUUCAGAUUAUAUGAUUUACGGCAAACUGGUUUCAUUGAAAGAGAAGAGUUGAAGGAGAUGGUAAUGGCACUUCUGCAUGAAUCGGAUCUACUGCUGUCCGAUGACUGUGUUGAAACAAUUGUGGACAAGACAUUUAGUGAUGCAGAUUUGAAAGGUGAUGGAAAAAUCGAUCCUGACGAGUGGAAGGAAUUUGUGUCGAAGAACCCUUCUCUUAUAAAGAACAUGACUCUACCUCAUUUAAAGGAUAUAACUUUGGCGUUUCCCAGCUUCGUGUCAAAAACUGAAGUUGAAGAUUCAGAAAUAUAGCAGAAAGUUAUCAAUCAUGUCAUUUCUAGCAAUGGUGAUCCGUGCAUUUUAAACCAGCUCUAUUUGGGAGAUGUUGGAAUUUGCAUGAGUGUCGAUACAAGAGCUACACAGACUUCAGGUUAAUCACAACCUCCUCUGUGCAGCCUAGAUCUGGUCUACAGGGUGCAACUUAUUUGCCAUCAUAAACUUCGUUAAUACAGAGUUGGCACAGCUUAGUUCAGCUCACGUUUUGCAUAUGUAAAUCGCAUUACAGCAUCAGAAAUUUUGCAAAGUGUUUAGAAAAUGUAUAUAGUUUCUGGGGUGGUACUAGGAAGAAGUCUGUUUUAACAUUUAUUUCUCUUUGAAGCAGCACUUGACCUGUUCUAUAUAUGCUAGUGAUAAAAAUUUCAAGCA